UUUGCUUUCUCAAAUUUUUGGCCAUUUUGGAUUGCAACAUCCGAGAGGCUGCAAAGGAUCCUGCAAGUGGAAAAAUAGUAAUAAAAAAAGCCAGAAAAUAGCAAUGGAAGAUCAGAACUCGACAGGAUCCUGCCAGAAGAAGAGAUUGGAGGCAGGAGGGGAAGACCCCCAGGUCACACCCAUUGGGGCCUUGAGAGAGUUUCAGACAGGGGCAACCCUGCGGCAAAUUAAGCCAGAGCCGGAGGAGCAGUGCUGGGAUGCCCAAUGGCAGCAGUUCCUGAAGACGAUGAAGAGCCCUCAGUCAGGCUGGAGAACUCCGCAGAUAUCCAAGUUCACGCCAGAGGAGGAUUUGAAGGCCUCGGGGAAGGCCGUCGCCGUGGGCAACCGGUGGCCUAAAAGGGAGUGUGUGGCCCAAGCCCUGCCAGGCCUCCAGGGAGAAGCCCAGGAGGCCCAUCAAACUCUGGACCUUUCCGUGAAAGUGAAGGAAGAGGUUCCGGAGAAGCAAGCUCUCAGCUUGGAGAUGCGCUGCCUACGCUUCCGCCAUUUUGGCUACCGGGAGGCCGAAAGGCCCUGGGAGGUCUUGAGGCAGCUCUGGGAACUCUGCUGUCAGUGGCUGACACCUGAGAGGCACAGCAAGGAGCAGAUCCUGGAGCUGGUGACCCUGGAGCAGUUCCUGACCAUCCUGCCCUUAGAGAUGCAGUGCUGGGUCCGGGAACGCAACCCGGAGACUUGUGCCCAGGCUUUGGCCCUGGCGGACGAGUUCUUGCUGAGGCUGCAAGAGGCGGAGCAAGUGGGUGAAAAGCUCCCGGAGCCUUUUCAUAUAGUGACUGUUAAGUCCCCCAAAUCAGAGGAGGAUCCCUCAGAUGCUGUGGAGCUGCUUUUCCCUGCGGAGGUGGCCCAGGAGAAUGAGAAGCUUGCCAGGUUGCUGGGCAAUGCAGAAACAAAGGCAAAGGAGGUAAAUCUUCCGUUGCAAAGAACGAAGCAAGCAGAAUUCAACUCUAUACCUUUGGGGAAAGCCAGAGAGGACGACUUGCUCCAUCAUGACAAUCGAGGCUGGCUUUUGACUCAACAGGGACUAGAAACAUUUCAGCAGUCAGUGCCUUGUGAGGAAGUGGACACUAUCGUAUGUGGCAGCCCUGUGAAACAGGGACUCGUUGAGGGCGAAAGAAGAAAUAUGUGCGUGGACUGUGAAAAUCUGUGCCAUAGCUUCAACUUUCCCAAGAGUCAGAGGGUGCAAAUGGGAGAGGACCCCGACCACUGCAGUCUGUGUGGGAAAGCCCUGAGGAGCGGUCCCUCCCUCACUGCGCGCAAGGGGGCUUUCCCGGGAGAGAAACCGUACCGGUGCUCUGAGUGCGGGAAGAGCUUUGGCUGGAAAUCGUCGCUCACUUCACACAAAAGGACCCACACGGGGGAGAAGCCAUACAGGUGCUCCGAGUGCGGGAAGAGCUUUGGGAUCAGCUCCCAGCUGGUGAGGCACAAGAGAAUCCACACAGAUCAUUUGGUUGCAAUGCCGUCGCACAAGAAGAGGAAGAUAGAUUUGGAGUGCCGCAUUUUCAAUAAGAAAUGGACGCAUGACUAUUUCUUUGUGGAGCUCAAAGGUAUGCCCGUGUGCCUCAUUUGUGGGGAGGCCCUCUCCAUCCUGAAGAAGGCCAAUCUGCAGAGGCACUACAGGACGAAGCACAUCCAGUACGAGGAGUUCCAAGGGCAGCUGCGCGAGGAGAAGGUCAAGGCGCUGAAAACGGACCUGCACGCCCAGCAAGGCAUCGCCCCGGAACCAAGGAAGGAAAUGGACAGCGUGGAGCAAGCCAGCUUCGUGGUGAGCGAGCUGGUCUCCAAAAAGCUGCGCCCGCUCUCCAGAGGCGAGCUGGUGAAGGAGUGCAUUGUGGCCGCCGCCGCUCUCUUGGCCCCGGAGAAGCUGAAGCUCUUUGAGAGCGUGAGCUUCUCUCGCAGGAGGGGCCCAGCUCACAGCAAGAACUCUGCUCGGGGAAUGGAGGGGUCUCUUGCAAAGGACCCCUGGGGGCCCCGAUUACCAGAAGUGAACUUGGGAAGCCAGGUGCUAGCAGCCACGUUGUUGAUGCCGCCAGACAAAAGGGGGCUUGAAAAAGAAAUACAGCCACAAGUGUCACAGUGAAAAGCUGCUGAGUUGAAUGUUUAUCAUUAUUUUAUAUAUAUUAUCUUCUUUAUUUUUUUCCUUAAGUUCUUCAUCAACAUA
Lacerta agilis (Sand lizard) is the source of this 2212-nucleotide messenger RNA. RefSeq names its product zinc finger protein 397-like. Bases 104 to 2131 code for a protein of 675 amino acids. Gene Ontology annotation, biological process: regulation of transcription by RNA polymerase II. Gene Ontology annotation, molecular function: RNA polymerase II cis-regulatory region sequence-specific DNA binding; DNA-binding transcription factor activity, RNA polymerase II-specific. The record is from RefSeq and is a predicted model, not a curated record. NCBI's taxonomy places the organism in Eukaryota, Metazoa, Chordata, Lepidosauria, Squamata, Lacertidae. The transcript has 5 exons.